AGAUUCCAUGAUAAGUGCUUGGAAUUAAAUGCUAGUGGGUCCACGCUGGAGAUGAUCAAAGUGGCCAGUGUCUCAGCUUUGCCGGCCCGCCAAGAAGGGCGCAUCACAUCAAAGGCUACCUAGAUAGGUAGACAUUCGCAUCCUGCAACUGACUCUGGAUAUUGACAAAACAGUUGUUGCAGUAUUAGUCGUCAGCUACGGAUCUUAUCUCCCUUCUUCUUUAUCCAUACCAAUCGCAACCACAGGUGUCUCCAACCUCAUGCCAGACCUUUGUGGACGAGCCGAGCCUUGCGAUGCCAAUUCCCCCACCAAAGUCGGGCUUGUCCGUUUGAAAAAUGGCGGACCAGGAUAUCACUUCGGCUGUCGAGACCGAACAGCAAUUCUGGGAUGAGCUGGACGAGACCGUCUCAACGCCAUGCAGCACCCACGAGCUGAUCGACGAUGCGCUCCGCGCCUGGCUGCAGCUGGUCGCGGGCUGCAGAGACCAGUACCUCCACUGCGAAGACGACAUUGCGGGCUGUUCUCAAAGACUGCUGGACAGCCGUAUAUUUCUCCAGAACACCGAGUACGUUCGCACGCAGAUCAUCUACAGCCUGCUGCAGGAGGACGAGUACGCCCCCCUCCAUAUCAUUGCCAACUUCCUCCUCCUCGACGGCCGCUCCGAUGAGGCCAUAUUCCGCCGCAUGAUAGACGCCGGCUGUUUCCCCCGGUUGCUGGAUCUUGUCAAGGACUGUCGAGAUGAAGACCGUCGCCUCCAUCGCCUGUUGCUCGAGCUGAUGUACGAAAUGUCUCGAAUCGAGCAUUUGCGCCCCGAGGACUUGAUACAGGUCGACGACAACUUUGUCAUCUAUCUAUUCCAGCUUAUCGAGUCCUUGUCCGACGAUGUGAACGACCCAUAUCACUACCCCGUCAUCCGAGUUUUGCUAGUGUUGAAUGAGCAGUAUAUGGUCGCCUCGACUACGGCAGCCGUAGAUCCCGGUUCGCCGAUGGCACCCCUGACGAACCGUAUCAUCAAGAUGCUAGGCCUUCAUGGGCCAAUAUUUAGGACUUUUGGGGAGAACAUCAUCCUUCUCCUGAAUCGAGAGGUGGAGACGUCCCUGCAACUGCUAAUCCUCAAGCUCCUUUACCUGCUGUUCACUACGAAGUCGACGUAUGAGUAUUUCUACACCAACGACUUGCGAGUCCUCCUCGACGUGAUAAUCCGCAACCUCCUCGAUCUGCCCAACGAGCUGAGCUCGCUCAGGCACACGUAUCUACGGGUCAUGUCGCCCCUCCUGUCCCAUACGCAGCUGAGCCAACCGCCACACUACAAGCGGGAGGAAAUCUUGAAAGUCCUCGGAAUCCUCGGCGGGUCUGGAAGCGCACAUUUCGCGCCAGCCGAUGAGACGACACUACGCCUGGUUGAUCGGGUCACCAAGGUCCCGUGGCUUGCCGAGAACGCCGGCUCCGGGGAGGACGAGAUCGCGAACAAGUUCCUAGGGAUCAGCCUCUCGCAUGCACAGGCCGCCAGCAACGUCAGUGUCGUGGAUGUGGCCGCCGUGACCGAGAAGCCCGGAGUGAAGACUCCCAGCCGAAGAAUCGAGUUCCCGCGGGAAGUCAAGGAGCUUGUGAGCACUGCCCAUGAGACGGCGAAUAGGGCCGAGAAACAGGCGAGACCCAAGAAGGCCCUGCCUGCGGUACCAAAGCACCGCCAUGGCGCCCCAAUGGUUCAGCAGACGGCGACGAUACACGUCAACAGCAAUGGGCCGAAGAAGCUGCCACCCAAGGCACCACCCCCGCGGCGGAGAGCGAAGGUCAAGGCGGUGGCAUCGAGCACGGAGAGCGUGGCGGUGCCCGAGGCGCUGCAUCCGGUUUCAUAGGUUGAAAUCAGCCAACACCUACUGGGAAGGGGUCGGCCCAGGAUCUGAAUUGCUGGGUCAGUGAAUGCCCCUUGUUUCCUACAGGUGCAUGCACCUCGGUGACGGGGAUUGCAAUAUCUUUUUAUAUGUCUUUUCACACAAGGAAGCUGGAGUUGGGACGGGCCACCACGCGCAUAGCACGGCGUUGAAGGUUUCACUGUAUUGUUGGCGAAUCCGGCGUCGGUCUAUUUUGAAGCGCGCUUGCACUUUGCUUUGUCUGUGUGGCGCCUGAUUCUUCAAACGUGGGGGACGGUAAUGUGCAUAUGUAGGUACAGAGAAUGAUGAUCUCGCUUUCGCUUCGCAUCCAAUCUUUCCACUGCAGUUUGUAGCUUGUUAGAGGGGUGGUCAUGUCAUCAGCCUAGUCGAGCUUUCGCUCAAGACGACGGGUCGGCAGAGGCAUCUACGUCAAUGUGCCGCGAAACUUGAUGUGGGAUUUAAGAUGGAGUCGUAGCGUAUACUUA
This is a messenger RNA of Phialemonium atrogriseum, 2359 nucleotides long. RefSeq lists its product as uncharacterized. Gene Ontology annotation, biological process: actin cortical patch assembly; actin cortical patch localization; endocytosis. NCBI's taxonomy places the organism in Eukaryota, Fungi, Ascomycota, Sordariomycetes, Cephalothecales, Cephalothecaceae. The record is from RefSeq and is a predicted model, not a curated record. Gene Ontology annotation, cellular component: actin cortical patch. The transcript is spliced from 3 exons. Gene Ontology annotation, molecular function: Arp2/3 complex binding. The coding region runs from base 336 to 1859 and encodes 507 amino acids.